Molecule: messenger RNA, 1956 nt
Organism: Hibiscus syriacus
Lineage: Eukaryota; Viridiplantae; Streptophyta; Magnoliopsida; Malvales; Malvaceae
Exons: 3
Coding region: 1-1956 (651 amino acids)
Molecular function (GO): catalytic activity
Source: RefSeq, a predicted model, not a curated record
AUGAUAAUAGGAUUUUGGAAUGUUAGGGGGUUUAAUAACCCCCAUAAACAGCUGAAAGUGUUUAGAAGAUUGGAUAAUUAUGGUGUGGAUGUUAUUUGUUUGAUGGAGUCUCGUAUCAGGAGGGACAAAGUUGAUAGUUUCUGCUCUGCUAUGUCUGCUGACUGGCAUUAUGCUGAAAAUUAUGACUUAAUUGAUGGUGGUCGACUGUGGAUUUUUUGGAGGAAGCACUUGUCAUUUUCUAUACUGAGAAAACAUGACCAAGCUAUUACUAUUUGGGGGACUGUUGAUGGGCAUACGACAUUUAUUACUGCUAUCUAUGGUAACAAUAGUGGUGCUGCUAGAAGAAGACUUUGGGACCAUUUACAUUCUGUUGGAGAUGAUAUUGGUUCCUCUUCUUGGGUCCUUGGGGGGGACUUCAACAUCAUAGCCAAAGCAGAGGAGAGCUCUGACUUUGAUGUAAUGGGUUUUCAUUGCACCCCAGACAUGAAAGAAUUUCAAGACUGCUUAGAGAGUCUUGAUCUUAUGGAUCAUCCGUUUCUUGGUCCAUUAUUCACGUGGUCAAAUAAACAAGAAGACUCGUUUUUAGUGCGUAAAUUGGAUAGGAUCUUAGUUAACAAUCAGUGGUUGUUUGAUCAUUCAGAAUCUUUUGUUGAAUUUGCUGCUCAGGGCGUUUCAGAUCAUUGUCUCGGGUUACUGUGGACUCGUAAAGGUGGUUUGACCAAGAGGCCUCGGCCUUUUAAAUUUUUUAAUUGUUGGACUGGAUAUGAGCUUUUUUUAGCUACUGUUAGAGACACAUGGCAUGGUUCUUGUGGUGAUAAUGCUAUGAAUUGCAUGUUCCUUAAGCUGAGGAGGCUCAAACCUAUCCUAAAGAACUUCAAUAAGGAGUAUUUCUCUGAUAUCUCGAGUAGGGUUAACAACAAAAGGGUUGAACUAGAGCAGAUCCAGAUUUUCAAUCUGGCUAACCAUGAUCAGAGGAGUAUUGGUGAUGAGAAGAGGAUCCAUGCUGAAUUAAUGGAUUUAGAGCUGGCAGAAUCUGUUUUUUACAAACAAAAGGCAAAAGCACAUUGGCUGAGAGAGGGUGACUUAAAUACCAGGUUUUUUCAUCAAAGGACUCAGGCUAAUAAGAAAAGAAAUACUAUCAGGAUCGUCGUGGGUGAGGAUGGGAUGAGACAUGAUUCUUUUGAAGGAAUGGCUGCUGAGUUAGUGAAUUUUUUCACGAAUCUUAUUGGCUCUACUGAUCCUUUGGUAAAGGGUUGCUCUACUGAGAUUUUGAAGGAUUUAUUGGGGUACUCUCUGCCUAAGGGAGCAGACUUUGCUCUUACCAAGGAGGCUGCUUGGGAAAUUGUUGGUAAUGACUUUAUUUCUACUGUGAGACACUUUUUUCAUACUUCUUGCUUGCUGCCUGCUUUCAAUUCUACAGCUUUGGUGUUGAUUCCUAAGUCUUUUAAUGCUUGUUUGGCAAAAGAUUUUAGACCCAUAUCUUGUUGUUCAGUGGUCUACAAAACUAUAACAAGGAUCCUUGUUAACAAACUUAUUCCUUUCUUCCCUGGAAUGAUCUCCCUCAAUCAGACAGCUUUUGUUAAGGGUAGGAAUAUAGUGGAUAACACCCUUUUAGCACAGGAAGUGAUUAAGGGUUACUCCAGGAAGAGCUUAUCUCCUAGAUGUGCUAUCAAAAUAGAUCUUCAGAAGGCUUUUGACUCUGUCAAUUGGGAUUUUUUGCUGUAUGUUCUUGGAGCCAUGAGACUUCCUGACAAAUUCUGCAAUUGGAUUAGAACUUGCAUUACUACACCCAUGUAUUCUGUUUCAUUGAAUGGCAGCUUGGUGGGAAAGGGCACAGAAAAUGAUAUAACCGAGAAGCUUGGUGUUGGAUUCUCCCACCCCCCUUUGCUACCGUGGUGGUAUGUUCUCUGCAUCUACUUAAGAGCUCAGAUUGUUUCUGUAAUACUACUUCAUUAA